Messenger RNA from Saccostrea echinata, 748 nucleotides. Its product is annotated as large ribosomal subunit protein uL23m-like. The transcript has 5 exons. Lineage: Eukaryota; Metazoa; Mollusca; Bivalvia; Ostreida; Ostreidae. The record is from RefSeq and is a predicted model, not a curated record. Gene Ontology annotation, cellular component: ribosome; mitochondrial large ribosomal subunit. Gene Ontology annotation, molecular function: structural constituent of ribosome. Gene Ontology annotation, biological process: mitochondrial translation. Bases 62 to 589 code for a protein of 175 amino acids.
ACUGCAAACCGGAACCUCAUGAGAUAAAGAUAUCCAAAAACGAAAAGAACUCUGUGAUGACAUGAGGAAAAGACCCGAUUUGCGACCUCUUUCUCGACAUUUAAAGAACAUUCCGCUAUGGGAGAGGCCUGCCCCAAAGUAUCCUCUUUAUCGUCCUGGGAACCCACAGACCCGUCUGUUUCUGCCACAGUUCUGGAUGAAAAUCUUACGAGAUGAAAGAAACAGAGCACCUCCAAACUCAGUUCAUUUUGAAGUCCACAGAGAAAUGGGCAAAAGUGACAUCAGACAGUACUUGGAGAAGAUAUAUGAAGUCAAAGUGCUGAAGAUAAGAACGUACACAAUAGAGGGGAAAGAUGCCAAGGAAAGAGCUAUUGAUGAAUCAUGGUUGAGGUCAACAUUUAUAACGACAGAUUUUGAUAGAAAGUUUGCUUAUGUUACACUGGAGGGUACAACCUUUGAGUUUCCUACAGGGAUCACAGAGGGGUACACAAAGAAGUUCAACAGGGAGGAAAAAGAGAUGAACAAACAUAAACUGAAGGAUCCAACAGACACAGACACUAGAGGAAUCCCCGAGUUCUUUAUACAGUAAAUCACUGUUUGUGGGUAGUUGUGUAGACAAGGAUAUCCAGAAAAAAAAAGACUUGAUUUUGAUUUUUGUGUAUAUGUAUAAAAUUUAUACAGCUCUAUGAACAUGUUAAUUUGACAUUGUCUUUAUCUAUCUUUUGUGAAGGAAGUCAUGUCUGGUUUA